GAAAACAAUUGUGGUGCGCGUUUCAUGGUGGCGGAAAAAUUCCAGAGCGAACGUUGGUGACGAAAACGAAGUGUCUAUUCGAAUGUUUGUUUGUGCGUCUCAAUUCACAGCAGUCUUCGAGUGCUUUUCUAUACAAUAACAAGUCCUAACUAGUUGGCGGGAAUUCCAAUAAGCGCACAAAAUCAUUUCCAAGCAAAGAAAAGUGAAAAACCGUAGAAGCAAAAAAUAAAACCUAUCGAGCAUCAGUAAAAUACUAGCCUGACCAACUGUUUUCAGCGACGACUACAGAUAGGCACCAGUCACUCACUCAUCGGCACCAUCCAGUCAUUCACUUCACGCUCAGCCAUUUCCCACCCAUCCAUCUAUCAAUAGCAGCUUUUCAAUAGCAGAUAUCAUCACACGUCAUAACGUUUUAACUCAGGCGUGCAGUAACAGCAACAGCAACAACAGGAACAUCGGCGAAGCAUUUGCAUCAAUCGACAGUUUCUUCGUUCUUUGGUAGCGUCAGUAAAAAACUUUCAAAAUUCCUUGCUGUAGUAUGGAUACAAAUUCUGUAAGUCCACUGCCACCACCGGAAGCACCACUGGCUAUGAUGGAAGUUGAAAAAACGCCACCUGGGACACCAACUACAAACGAUAUGCCACCACCACCGGAUGAAGAAAAACGAUAUGAGGAGGAUUCGGAGAAUGCCUGGAACUGUGGCUCGUGGUUCGAGUACUUGCUCAUUGUCAUACUCUCGACCAUUUUGUUGGUGGGCGUAUUAGUGCUCACUCUCUUCUGGAUACUCUUCUAUCGCGGCGGCUUUGCAUGGUCGGACAAUCCAACGUUGCAAUUCAAUUUGCAUCCCACCCUAAUGAUGGCGGGCUUCAUAACGCUAUCGGGAUUUUCAAUUUUGCUCUACCGUCUAUGCCGCUGUUUGAAACACAUUUAUGUUAAGCUGAUUCAUAUGUUCUUUCACGCCUGCGCCAUACCGUGUGUGGCUUUGGGAUUUCUGUCCGUCUUCGAUUCGCACAAUUUGUCGGAGCCGCCUAAAGUGAAUUUCUACAGCUUGCAUUCGUGGUUGGGUUUUGUCACCAUGGGAAUGUUCGUGCUGCAAUUCGUUGUUGGAUUCUUCAGUUUCUUGGUAUUGCUAUGCUGUGAGAAUCGCACCUAUAAGUGUCGCAGCAUUAUGGUUCCGGUGCACGCCAGUUUCGGUCUAGCGAAUUUUAUGUUGGCAAUCGCCACUUGCAUCACUGGCCUGGUGGAAUACGAGCGUCAGAAUGCGGGUGAUGCUGUUUUAAGCUCACGCAACUCCGAAAUCGAGCACUACAUUAUGAACUCACUGGGUAUCGUCUUGGUUGCCAUUGGUAUCAUUGUCUCGGUCGCUGUGCGACGAUCGAAUGCGCCAGCCACUGCCAAAGUCUACGUCACCGAACGUUGCUGAAUA
This is a messenger RNA of Anastrepha obliqua, 1426 nucleotides long. RefSeq lists its product as uncharacterized. NCBI's taxonomy places the organism in Eukaryota, Metazoa, Arthropoda, Insecta, Diptera, Tephritidae. The transcript is spliced from 7 exons. The coding region runs from base 539 to 1423 and encodes 294 amino acids. The record is from RefSeq and is a predicted model, not a curated record. Gene Ontology annotation, molecular function: oxidoreductase activity.